This is a messenger RNA of Pelobates fuscus (common spadefoot toad), 593 nucleotides long. RefSeq names its product microsomal glutathione S-transferase 1 (gene MGST1). Gene Ontology annotation, molecular function: glutathione transferase activity. Gene Ontology annotation, cellular component: mitochondrion; membrane. Lineage: Eukaryota; Metazoa; Chordata; Amphibia; Anura; Pelobatidae. The record is from RefSeq and is a predicted model, not a curated record. The transcript has 4 exons. The coding region runs from base 91 to 558 and encodes 155 amino acids.
GCAGGCUGGGGAGGGGCUGUAAGUUGGAAGUCCUCUCUCUAAGCUUUGCUCACAUUCCAUUAAUCUAAGGACCAAGCAAGACUGGUAGAAAUGGGUGGCAUUGAGCAGCUUGCUGAUAGUGACGUCGUACGAGCCUACGGCACGUAUGUGACCAUCGUGCUCCUAAAAAUGAUGGUGAUGAGUGUGAUCACUGCUUUCUUCAGACUAACAAGAAAGGUUUUUGCCAACCCUGAGGAUGCAAUAUCGAGUAGCAAAGGUGGAGAUCCCAAGAAAUUUGUGAGGACUGACCCAGAUGUCGAACGAGUUCGCAGGUGCCACCUGAAUGACAUCGAGAAUAUCAUUCCUUUCGUUGGGAUUGGUCUGGUGUACGUUCUGUCUAAUCCAGAUCUCUUCACAGCUUUGCUGCAUUUCCGAAUAUUCGCCGGUUCGAGAAUCUUCCACACUAUCGCCUAUUUAACGCCACUUCCCCAGCCUAGCCGUGCCCUCAGCUGGGCCAUUGGCUAUGCUGUCACCAUUUCCAUGGCAUACAGAGUUUUGCAGAAUAUUUUAUAUUUGUAAAUGGUACACCCGACAGUUAACAAAUGAUCUAAAAU